GUCUGAAUACAUCGCUUACGACAUCAGUGAAAUUCAUGCAGCAGCCGAACAUACAGUAGAUGGCCUCCACACAUAGUUUACACUAUCUAUCUGACGCGACUUCGGGAAGAUUCGUACCUUUUGCUGGUCGGUUCACACAGACAGGCGCAGCAUUACGCAUCAUGGAUUACUUCUAGCUGUAAGAGGUGGUAAACGGGCUAGUACUUUCUGAUCAUUGCGUUUCAGAAGUACGAUCAAUCCAAUUGUGCGCUCAUACAAAUAGUUUUCCGAUCUCACCGGCAGGACAGGAGCACACCCUUCUCAUUCCUGUAUCUCUGGUUAUAUCACUCCAUAGCAGUGAAGUGCCUUGAUAACAAUGGUUGGCUGGUCUCACUAUGCAACGCCAGACCCUGAGUUCAUGGCUGCAGUAGCAAAGUCACCACCUCAGCAACUUCCAGAAGUAAAAAGCGCACUUGAGGGUGACCAGGAAGUCAUCAAAGCUCAGGAGGCCUUUGCAGAGAUGCUGCACAAGGCUGUAGAGGCUGCUGGCCCACCUGUGGGUAUAACGGUGGUAGAGAAGCGGAUUCCUGUGACCACGCCCCCAGGAGAUAUAGCAAUCAGUUCGGAGGCAUUUCCUGUGCACGUCCAUUUUCACGGUGGAGGCUACUCAGUAGGAAACCUCGACACCGACGAGCUCGUUUGCCGAGCAAUCUCUGCAAAACAUCGCAUUGUCGUUGUGAAUGUCGACUACCGUCUCGCUCCUCAAUUCCGCUGGCCAACGGGUCCAACUGAUGCAUACGAUGCUGUAAAAUGGGUAGCCUCCAAUGCAUCAGAAUUGAGAGUUGAUCUCAAGAAAGGUUUCAUUGUCGGUGGCCUUUCUGCAGGUGGAAAUUUCACAUGUGUAGUUACGCAACGUGCACGAGAAGACCCGGAUCUUCAAGGUAAAAUUACAGGCCAAAUUUUGCAAGUCCCAGGAACUAUGUCGCAUGCAAAGGAAUUUCCAGAACAUUUUAGAGACAAAUUGAAAUCUUAUGGACAGUGCAAAGAUGAUCCCAUACUUCCUCGUUCAAAUCUUGCAUUAUUCGCGGGUGCCUACCGGCCUGGUGAUCCGUGGGACCCUGCUGUGUCUCCUCUGCUGGCAAAGUCCUUCUCUGGCCUUCCUCCUGCCUAUGUUCAGAUCGCUGGAAUGGAUCCUUUGCGCGAUGAGGCCCUCCUUUAUGCCCAGAUGAUGCAGGAAAGCGGCGUCCCGACUAAGGUCGAUGUAUAUCCUGGAGUGUCGCAUGGAUUCUCGUUUUACUAUCCAACGAUUGGUGCCAGCGUGAAAUGGCGCGCAGAUCUGGACAUUGGAAUUCAAUGGGUUUUAGGAUUUGCUAAACGGUAAACGACUAAGAAUGCAAACCAUCUUCGUUAUGCGUCGAUGGUCGUAUAAAGUAAAGUUGUAAACGUUUGAAACACAAACUGGUAGUUGUAAAGAAAAAAUCAGUUCAGGAACUUGGAUAUUGUACAGC
Fomitiporia mediterranea MF3/22 is the source of this 1487-nucleotide messenger RNA. RefSeq lists its product as uncharacterized. The transcript has 8 exons. Lineage: Eukaryota; Fungi; Basidiomycota; Agaricomycetes; Hymenochaetales; Hymenochaetaceae. Gene Ontology annotation, molecular function: hydrolase activity. Bases 356 to 1360 code for a protein of 334 amino acids. The record is from RefSeq and is a predicted model, not a curated record.